AUGCACCAUGGUAAAACAAUUGAUCUUGAUAGUGGUGCCGCCCGAAAACCAGAGAUUAUCACAUUUUACAAUUGCACAAAGGGUGGGGUUGAUGUAGUAGAUGAGAUGUGUGGCGCAUACUCAACAGCCAGGAAAACCAACAGAUGGCCCCUUUCAGCCUUUUUUCAUCUUCUGGAUGUGGUUGGGGUCAAUAGUUUUGGCAUAUCAUCGUACAAUGAAAAAGGGGAUCAGCGCUUGAUGAGAAGAACUUGGCUCAAAGAGUUAACCAAGGAACUUGUUUCUCCAUACAUGCGAUCUCGACUGCAAAUUGCAAAUCUUCCCAAGUUUAUCAGGACCAACAUUAUAGAAAUUCUCCAGGAAGGUGAACCUGCUGCUGCCGAAGAGUAG
Acanthoscelides obtectus is the source of this 387-nucleotide messenger RNA. The record is from the annotation of a GenBank genome assembly. NCBI's taxonomy places the organism in Eukaryota, Metazoa, Arthropoda, Insecta, Coleoptera, Chrysomelidae.